ACAACUCAUGGGGCCCACGGGCAAUAGGGGAUCAUGGGGCCCCUAGUGGAGAAGAAUUAGAUAAUGUGGUAGGCAGGGGCGGACUGACAACUCAUGGGGCCCCCGGGCAAUAGGGGAUCAUGGGGCCCCUGUGUCCUUGCCCACACUCAAAAAAAAGCCUAUAAAAAGGUACCAAGAGCAGUUCAUGGGGCCCUCUACUGACCCCGGGUCCUUGGGCAGUGCCCGAGUGCUCGAAUGGUCAGUCCGCCCCUGGUGGUA
Messenger RNA from Staurois parvus, 258 nucleotides. The record is from the annotation of a GenBank genome assembly. NCBI's taxonomy places the organism in Eukaryota, Metazoa, Chordata, Amphibia, Anura, Ranidae.